Molecule: messenger RNA, 4636 nt
Organism: Lineus longissimus
Lineage: Eukaryota; Metazoa; Nemertea; Pilidiophora; Heteronemertea; Lineidae
Exons: 12
Coding region: 727-2547 (606 amino acids)
Cellular component (GO): membrane
Source: RefSeq, a predicted model, not a curated record
AGAUAACCCAGUAAUGAAAUUGCAUUUUAUAAUACGAACAUAACUUAUUUUACAUGAUAUCAACUGUGUGUUCAUAAAUACAUAUGGACGUUUUGAAUAUCGGGACAUUCUGAAUAUUGGGUCAACAUAUGCAUGAGAUAUAUAGGAUGAGGUUCAUUUUCAGUGGAUCUCCAUGCAUAUUGACGACAGACGGUAAUGUGACUUCUCUUUAAAUCAUACAUAAUCAUUAUCUCUGGAAUAACCUUUCCGACAGCUAGCUCCCAACAGUGUAGGGUGUUGGAGGAUGUGUAAGCCUAACAUCAAACGUACGGACUGCGGUAUCAUUGGGUUUAGUUAGGACUAUGUUAUAGUGAUGACAAAUGAAUUUCAGACUGGACCAAACAUGAUUCAAAAGGAUAAAUUAUAGUAUCACCAGGGAUAUUUACGAAAUUUUAGACGAAAGCUGCCGCUCAACACCGCAUUCAACCUUGUCCAACGACUAUCCAAUAAUCGGUUAUAUUUUUACACAGCCGGUCCUACCGGAGGAUUUGCUUGCAAACACCGUAUGUCUUGAUAUCGCUCGUAGGAUAAAAUAUUGAUCAUACUGGGUGAUAACUGUGGGGGAAUCUAUUGUGACUUUUAGACGGCGAAUUCGAAGAGGACACAAACUGCUCGAAAAAAUAUUAAAGGAUUACAUAAAUAACAAUAAAGAUGUGAAAAUACACGAAGUCAAAAAAUUAGUCAACAAUGGGUUCGGUCGCAACUGAAGCGACUGUGCUGACUCAACAUUCUCGGUUAACAUCGAAAAGCCUCCGGUCCCUCCGCCUCAAGAGGAUCGAUGAAGAACCACACUUCACGUCGGCAUUCGGGUUGGUUAUGGCCUCCCUGGGCUGUAUGAUAGGGUCCGGGAACAUCUGGAGGUUCCCCAAGGUUGCAGCUCAAAGCAGUGAUGGGAAAGGCUGCCUCGUUUUCAUUCUAAUAUGGCUGCUCUUCGUGUUCCUGUGGUCUAUCCCCAUGGUGAUCCUGGAAUAUGGCAUCGGUCGUUACACCAAGGUCACCUUGAUCAAGACUUUCAAGAGGAUGAUGGGACAAAACUUCAUUUGGGGCGGAAUAUGGAUCUCUGUGGUAACCUUUUUGGUUGCUUGUUAUUAUGCUGUGAUAGUCGGAUGGUGCUUGUAUUAUUCCUGUAUAUUUAUCGCCCAAAACCCACCGACCAACUACACUGAGAGCAAAGAGAUACUCGAUCAUUUUGUUCAGGAGUCCGCCUGGGGUUACAUCACACUGCUGGCGACGGUUCUCCUUACGGGCCUCAUCUGUUUAGGGGGCAUCAUAAGCGUCGAGAAAGUCAACAUGGUCCUGGUACCAGUUACAUUCAUUAUAUUGCUUGCUACUUUCAUCUGGGCGAUGACGAGACACGCGGCCGGCGAUGGACUUCGGUUCCUCUUUUAUCCACAUUGGGAUUCAUUCCUGAGUGUCCACGUCUGGGGCGAGGCUGCCUAUCAUAACCUGCUCUGCGUCAGCGCUGGUAUGGGACUGCUCCUGACCUAUUCGAACUUCCUCACAGAAGAAAACGGGGUCGUGCGGUACGGAGUUCUCAUCGCCAUUGGAAACAAUGCCAUCAGUUUGCUGGUGGCCAUGAUGAUGUUUGCCAUCGUCUUCGCCGCCAUCUCUCCAGAAUCCCCUGAGUUAUUAUCUGAAGUUCUGGCAGCGGAGGGCCCUGGGGGAACGGGGGUCACAUUCAUAUGGCUUCCAGUUUUGCUCUCGGCCGAUGGUGCAGUGGGUCGGGCUAUGCUUAGCUUGCUCUAUCUCUCCUUAGCCUUACUCGGUAUCUCCGCCAUUACGGCCCAGGUGAAGAUGGCGACUCAACAAAUUAUUGAUGUCUCAAGGAAAAAAGUUUCGCGUCCACUGGCUAUAUUUCUUGUGAUGAAUCUAAUGUAUUGUGUGGGCAUCGGCUCUAUUAUGAGUCCAGAGUUCCUGAGAAGCCAGGAUAAAAUCUGGAAUUCAGGCCUGAUCAUCUCCGCCCUACUCCUGGUAAUCAUGUCCGUCAAGUACGGCAUCACCAAGCUGAGGGAGAAGGGUAUAAACGAAAAAAGCCUCGACGACUGGAAUCUGCCCGUGAUCUGGGAGUUAACGAUUAGGUAUCUCUGUCCAAUCGAAAUCAUUCUGAUCCUGAUCUGGUGGUUAUAUGAUGUAAUUACCCGAUCACUCUCCAGGGAGGGACACUGGUACGAUAUCGUAGCGGAUGGUGUUCUAACAUAUAUCAUCGCUUGGGUUUGCCUGCUGCUCCUUGCGCUCUUCAUGAACAUGCUGAUCGUCUGCUGCCGACCACGAUGGUUCAUGGCGCUCGAGGAUGAGCUCUGGGAGGAAGACGAUAUGGAUGGCCUUUACGACAUCGGAGGAGAAUCUCUGAUGGGAGACGCCCCACAUACGGCAGCACCGGGAGUUUACGACGAGCCUGCCGCAAAUUACGGCGCGUUGGACGAUGUGGAUGGAGUCGAGGAGACGGCACUUGAUGACCCUGCCUCGGCUCCUCCUGCGCCCCCCGCGGAGGCCACAGACACCACGUGAUGAAGAGGCGAGGUUUCUCACCCUUGGCCUUUGAAAAGAACAUAAUCGGCGUGUGAUAUGUAUACUGUGUGUGUGGUAAAGUCCACAUUCCUAUAAAUACAUGUAUAUGCACCGCUCCCUAAAGAUUUCUGAUUCACACUACUGCUCACAAAAACUCAUGCUAACAAAAACUACUACUCGCGAAAACUACUGCUCACAAAAACUUCUGCUCACAAAACUACUACUCACGAAAACUACUGCUCGCAAAAACUAUUGCUCAUAAAUCGCUACCUCUUUGGGCAUAUCGCUGUAUGCCAGUUCUCACCAAGUUAGUAAGACAUUUUGGACAUUACUGGUUUUCCAUUGUAUUUCCAGCGAAUUGAAUAUUUGGACGGAGUAAAACUGUGGGGUAUAACAAUGUGUAAUGGGUUACUGUACAUGUAAUGGCCAUAUUUCUCUUGUGCAAUGCGUCAUACCAAUAACACUUUGAUGUAAUACACGGGCAGAGACAUGUAUUCAUCCACGACCGGACCACAUAGUGCUUAUUAAUAUGUCAAGUUGUGGUAAAUACAUGGCUGGGAUGGAUCAAAGUGGAAUUAAUUCUCAAUCUGUGGUUGAUUCUAAAUCUACAGACCCAGGCCAUCACAGAAUUAAGCUUUUUUAAAAUAUAUUUAAGAAAAUAUGGUUUAACUGGUCAGUUCUGAACUUGUAUGUUGAUAGAGUCAUAUCAAUGCGCGAGUGUCGAUUUGACGGAUAUGCUGUACAGAAGUCUUUUGUUUUCUUAGGCAGUUGGUAUUGGAAUGUUUUAGAAUUUUAUUAUGAUAUUGGUAAAGGGUUCUUCUUAACACAUAUGAAAUUUGGUGAGGACUGAUUGGCCCUAAGGUCCUUUUUUACCAAAAACUAUGACUAGCAACGUACAUGUAAUGUACACAGUGUAUAAUACAUUGUUCUGGCCAUAUACUGGAGAUUUUUGACAUUCUUAUAGUCGUCGUACUUGAUAUACAUGUACUGAAAACGCAAUGGAGACCUUUGAAGCAGUGAAGUGGCAGCCUAAAGCAAACGGCUCCUAUAGGACAUUACAGUAUGUAGCUUUCUGGCCAUCUGCUGUAAAGAUCCUUGUUACUUUUUUACCCCUUGGAACAUGUUAACAAGCGCGCCUCGAAAUUGCGUUCCGCUCAUACAGUAGAGGAGAAAAUUCACAGUACUGUUAAGGUACGUCAAAAGUGACGUCACAGCGUUCACGAGCUCCAUGGAGACUCCCCAGUCUUCCGAUACGACCGCGGCUUCCGAUACGACUGCGGUUUCCAGGAAGUAGAAGGCGCUGGAGGGGAGUGUGAGGACCACGAAGGUUGUGCUCACCGCAAGAAGCAUGUAGGUCACCUUGGACAGUUUGUCUGAAGUUUCCUCGGCUUCCCCGCUCAUUGUCUUCCUGUUGCGGCGGCUCUUCCUGAUAACGUAUAUAAUAGAACCGUUACAUAACGCGAUGGUUAGAUAAGGGAUGACUGUAUAGACGAAGAAAAUUAUCCAAGCCCAGGUGGACGUGAAAAACGCUUCGUAUGAUCUGGACGCCAGGACGCAUACGCCACCGGGUUUGGAUCGAUCGAGGCCAAAGUUACCAAACAUGUGACUGUUGAUUGAAAAUAUCACCACAAAUUCUGCGAUUACAGAAUAAAUUGAGUAUUUCUUGGUGCAAAUUAACCGCGCUUUCAUAGGGAAACAGACGGAGAUCCAUCGUUCUAUUGUUAGGAGCAUCACGUUCCAACUCGUCAGUUCCCAGACGACGAAGCUGAGAAAGAUUACGACAGAGCAGGACCAGUUUGUCGCCGUCCUGACCUCAAUCCCAAAACAGAAUUGCAAAUAGUCUUGUCCCAGACCCCAAUAGAGAAUUAUGGUGUCCACGACGGCGAGGUUUAUGAGGAGGAUGCGCGUAGAAGUAUUUCCGAACUUUUGCUUGAGGAGAACGAGGAUUGUUAAACAAUUGAAAAUCGUCCCAAAGACAAUCAGAGUCGGGCUGGCGUACCACCAAAGGUUCCGGACCAGCCGUUGCAGAUCUUGGCCGCCAUUUUGACCGGAAACGGUAGUCGUGGCGGUCGUAUUUGGCUGUGACGUG